AUGACGCCGGUGGAUGGACGCUGCACCCCGGUUCAGGCUGUUCACAGCACGGCGAUGACGGGCAACCAGGACUCAGACCUGCAUGAGCAGCACAGAGGACCAACGCAGGAGGAAGGGGAUGAGGAGGAGGAGGGGGAGAAGGUGCAUGUGUCAGUUGAGAGAGAAGAGAGGGAGCAGGAAGGGGAGGAAGAGGAGGAGGAGGAGGAGGCAAAGGAGGAGCUGCCAUAUCCCACUCUAGCACCGGUGGUUCUUUUGGCUCUGACCCAAACCAGCCCUCCCCGCUCCUGGUGCCUUCGAGCUGUUUGCCACCCAUGGUUUGAACGCGUGAGCAUUUUGGCCAUCCUGCUGAACUGUGUGACUCUCGGGAUGUUCCAGCCCUGUGACCACACACCCUUCCUGCUGCAGGCUUUGGAUGAUGGGAUCUUUGUUUUUUUUGCCGGGGAAAUGGUAAUGAAGAUGGUGGCUCUCGGGGUCAUAGGUCACAACGGUUACCUUGGCGACACAUGGAACAGAUUGGACUUCUUCAUUGUUAUAGUGGGAAUGCUGGAGUACUCGCUUGAUGGACACAACGUCAGCCUAUCAGCAAUCAGGACCGUCCGGGUUCUCCGCCCGCUGCGAGCCAUCAACAGAGUCCCCAGUAUGCGUAUCCUGGUGACCCUCCUUCUAGACACUCUUCCCAUGCUGGGCAACGUGCUGGCACUGUGCUUCUUCGUCUUCUUCAUCUUCGGCAUCGUCGGCGUGCAGCUGUGGGCGGGGCUACUGAGGAACCGCUGUUUCAUGGGAGAGGAUGUCAAGAUGAGAUAUAACAUCUCCUUCCUGAGCGGCUACUAUCAGCCAGAUGGCACAGACGACCAUCCCUUCAUCUGCUCGAUGGAAAGAGAGAACGGGAUGCUUCGAUGCACUGAUGUUCCUCGCCGCAGUGUGAGCGGGACUUCCUGCUUCCUGAGUGCAGACGAGGCCCAUCGUCAGGAGAUGGGACUCGAAGCAGAUGAACCGGUGUCAUGUGUGAACUGGUACCAGUAUUACAAUGAGUGUCGUGCCGAAGUAAACCCACACAAAGGAGCUAUUAACUUUGAUAACAUUGGAUACGCAUGGAUCGCCAUUUUUCAGGUGAUCACUCUUGAAGGUUGGGUGGACAUUAUGUACUACGUCAUGGAUGCACAUUCUUUCUACAACUUUAUCUACUUCAUCUUCCUAAUUAUUGUGGGCUCCUUCUUCAUGAUCAACCUGUGCCUGGUCGUCAUAGCAACCCAGUUUUCCGAAACAAAGCAGAGGGAACACGCCUUAAUGAAAUCAGAGCAGCACGCCCGGCAGCUCCACCAAUCAGCUUCCACGCUGGCCAGCGACAGCCAACCGGGAAGCUGCUACGAGGAGCUGAUCCGCUACAUGGCGCACCUGGGCCGCAAGGCGUGGCGACGGCUGUCCCGCUGCUACGCCCAGACGCGCACACACUUUCACUGCACGUGUGAGAAGAACAAAGGAGGCGGAGCUGGAGAAAUGAACGGACUUGCCCACCGGCACUCGGGACACGUUCCCAACGACCUGUCGCACCUUCAUCAGCUUUAUCACAAUCAUCACCACCAUCACCAACAUCAUCACCAGCAUGAACAGCCGCAGCCUGAGCCGGCUGUCAGAAACGGAGGGAAUGGUUUUAAUUACCCCUUCAUAUCGCCCCUCCUCAGUCACCUGGAUGCAAAGGCCCUGGACCAGAAGAGGCGGGUAGCCAAGGAGGCCGUCAACAGACUGCCACAGCUGGAGGUGGAGCAUGGUGGGUGCACUGGGCACCCUGGGUUACAAUUGCCAGGUGAAGUCCAAGGAGAGUCCUCAGUAUGCCCGUACUGCGUUUACUACAACCAACCUAAUGACAGCGAAAAUGCUAAUGAGCAGCCUGAGGACCAGCAUCAUGGGUACAGCAACUCAUGCCAUGGCAACAGUCCGUGUCAUAGUAACAGCCCUUGUCACUGUAGAAGCCCCUGCCCCGGUGAUGCACAGGUGUCUAAGCCAAAGAAGAGGCUGUGCCAGCGUUGCUGGGCGGAACUCCAAACUAAACUGGAUAUCAUUGUUGGCAGCAGAUACUUCAGCAGAGGAAUCAUGAUUGCCAUCCUUAUUAACACGCUGUCAAUGGGCAUAGAGUUCCACGAACAGCCGAAGGAGCUGACGGAUAUUUUGGAGAUCAGUAACAUGGUGUUUACGAGUCUGUUCAGUCUAGAGAUGCUACUGAAGCUCAUGGCUCUCGGGCUCUUUGGCUACAUCAAGAACCCCUACAACGGCUUUGACAGCAUCAUUGUCAUUAUCAGUGUUUGGGAGAUCGUAGGUGAGGCAGAGGGAGGAUUGUCGGUGCUUCGUACCUUCCGACUGUUGAGAGUUUUGAAGCUGGUCCGCUUCCUUCCCGCCCUGAGGAGGCAGCUGGUAGUGCUGAUGAAGACCAUGGACAAUGUAGCCACGUUCUGCAUGUUGCUUAUGCUCUUUAUAUUCAUAUUCAGUAUCUUGGGGAUGCAUUUGUUCGGCUGUAAAUUCAGUUUGCAACAAGACAGUGGAGACACUUUACCUGACAGGAAGAACUUUGACUCUCUGCUCUGGGCGACUGUCACUGUGUUUCAGAUCCUCACCCAGGAGGACUGGAACGCGGUGCUCUACAACGGCAUGGCCUCCACCACGCCGUUGGCUGCCCUCUACUUUGUUGCCCUCAUGACCUUUGGCAACUAUGUCCUCUUCAACUUGCUUGUAGCCAUUUUGGUUGAGGGCUUUCAAGCAGAGGGAGAUGCCAACAGAUCUGAGACAGAUGACGAGAUACAAUCGCUAAAUUUCGAUGAUGAGGAGAAGUUGAGAGAGCUGUACGCUGCAGAGCUCAAGAUUCAGGCCAUGAUGCUGAGCCCCAAUGGUCUCCUAAACCCAAAGGCCUCCAUGCCCCAUCACCUUCCUCCUCCUCCGUUGCCGGUCAUCACUCACACCGCAGCCACGCCCACCAUUAACUACAGCCAGUCACGCCGGGCGAGUGCUGCUUCCAUGGACGUCCACAGCCUUGAGCAGAGGUCACCGUUGCCUUCACAGGUUCUGUGGGACUGCGGUUCAGAGAGCCGUCGCUCCAGCUGGACCAGCAUCGGCCGAGCCCCCAGCCUCCACAGGAGGAGUCAGUCGGGGGAGAUGGAGUCCCUGCUGUCCGACACGCACACAAGCUCCAACCUCAGCAGCAGGGAGCAGUCGCUGGACCAGCAGGAUUACCUGCAGGUGCCCAUGCUCCACUCGCCCGACUGCAACGGCACCACCUUUCACCUCCCUGACGAUGCUCCCCUGACCACACUCUGCCUCAGCGAUCAGGACGAGGAAGAGAUUGAGGAGAGUUUAUGUAAGAAGCUGAAGAAGAUUCUGGAGCCAUAUGAGCCUCAGUGGUGCCUGGAGCAUGAAGAGUGGUCUCUCUAUCUGUUUUCCCCACACAACCGGCUCAGGUUGUGGUGUCAGAGGGUCAUAGGUCACAAGAUGUUUGAUCAUGUCAUCCUCCUCUUCAUCUUCCUUAAUUGUAUCACCAUUGCACUGGAGAGACCGGAUAUACCGUCCAACAGCAUGGAGCGGGUGUUCCUCAGUGUGUCUAAUUACAUCUUCACAGUGAUCUUCGUGGGUGAAAUGAUGAUCAAGGUGGUAGCUAUGGGUCUGUACUUUGGAAAUGGCGUGUACCUGCAGAGCAGCUGGAAUAUCUUGGACGGGCUGCUGGUGUUUGUGUCCAUGGUGGACAUCCUGGUCUCCAUCGCAUCAGCAGGUGGUAAUCGAAUCCUAGGCAUCCUCCGUGUGCUUCGUCUGCUCCGCACAUUGCGACCACUCAGGGUGAUAAGUCGGGCUCCUGGUCUAAAACUGGUGGUGGAGACUCUGAUCACAUCUCUGAGACCCAUUGGGAAUAUCGUCCUCAUCUGCUGUGCUUUUUUCAUCGUGUUUGGAAUUCUGGGAGUCCAGCUGUUUAAAGGGAAGUUCUUCUACUGUGACGGGCUCGAUGUGAGCAAAAUCAUCAAUAAGACACAGUGUCUGGGGGCCGGAUACCGCUGGGUGAGACGGAAAUACAACUUUGACAACCUGGGACAGGCACUGAUGUCACUGUUUGUGCUGUCGUGUAAAGAUGGCUGGGUCAGCAUCAUGUACGAUGGCCUGGAUGCUGUCGCAGUGGACCAGCAGCCGAUAAGAAACAACAACCCCUGGAUGCUGCUGUUUUUCAUCUCUUUCCUCCUCAUCGUCAGUUUCUUUGUGCUCAACAUGUUUGUGGGCGUGGUGGUGGAAAACUUUCACAAGUGUCGCCAGCAGCAGGAGGAGGAGGAGGCGCGGAUGAGGGAGGAGAAACGGCAGAAGCGGUUGGAGAAGAGGAGGAGAAGGGCCCAGGAGAAGCCGUACUUCGCCGACUACUCCCCACUGCGUCGAUCCAUCCACACCGUGUGCACCAGCCACUACCUGGAUCUCUUCAUCACCAUCAUCAUCUUCACAAACCUCAUCACCAUGAGCAUGGAGCACUACAAUCAGCCUAAGUACUUCGAGGAGAUACUGAAGUACUGCAAUUACGUCUUCACUGUGGUUUUUGUCAUCGAGGCAAUUCUCAAACUCAUCGCUUUUGGCCUUCGCCGCUUUUUCAAAGAGAGAUGGAACCAGUUGGACCUCGCCAUUGUGUUGUUGUCCAUCAUGGGAAUCGCACUGGAAGAAAUAGACCUGAAUGCUUCACUCCCCAUCAAUCCUACCAUCAUACGCAUCAUGAGAGUCCUCAGGAUAACAAGAGUGUUGAAGCUGUUGAAGAUGGCGACAGGAAUGAGAGCUCUGCUGGACACGGUGAUGCAAGCUCUGCCUCAGGUGGGGAAUCUGGGUCUGCUCUUCAUGUUGCUGUUCUUCAUCUAUGCAGCUCUGGGAGUUGAGCUCUUUGGAAAACUGGAGUGCUCAGACGAGAACCCAUGUGAGGGUCUAAGUCGCCACGCUACAUUUGACAACUUCGGCAUGGCUUUCCUCACACUCUUCAGGGUGUCUACCGGGGACAACUGGAAUGGGAUUAUGAAGGACACGUUGCGAGAGUGUCGCCCGCAGGAACGCCACUGCCUCACCUACUUGCCCCUGAUCUCUCCCGUCUACUUCGUCACCUUUGUCCUAACGGCUCAGUUCGUGCUGGUCAACGUGGUCGUGGCCGUUCUCAUGAAGCACCUGGAGGACAGCAACAAGGAGGCGCUGCUGGAUGAGAUAGAGGAGAGGAAGGAGCGGGAAGAGAUGAGGGAGAGGGAGGAGGCCAGCCGUCGCCUCAGUACUGCGUCUGUGGGCGGAGACCUGGUGCCAAAUGUGGGCACACCGGCUCAGGUGCAGGUCGAGGAUGAGGAUUGUUCCCAUGGCAACCUGCUGAGCAUAGGACGCAUGCUGUCUCUCCCCAGCGACAACUACGUCCAGCCACUCAGAUGCUCCCCUUAUCCUCCCAUUUGCCAUGAGGCGUACUCCGGCUACAGCUACUCAGGCUCCAUGUCAUCUCUGGCGUCCAGCGGAGGCGGCUCACUGCUGCAGGUUCCAGGGGCUCUGCCGGCCAACAGCCACGCUUCACUGGGGAAGGGACGCAGCUCGAGGCCAAAGAUCUUCCUCAGCACGACUCAGAGCAUCGACCAACACUCCUCACACAGACUCAGUCCGGCUGACAGUGUCGAGGGCUACAGGUUAAGUCCGGCUCACGGAAUAAACAGACACAGACUUAGUUCAGCUCACAGUAUAGAUGGAUACAGGUUCAGCCCAGCCCAUCGAAUAAACAGACACCGACUCAGCUCUACUCGCAGUAUGGAUGGAUACAGGCUCAAUCCAGACCAAAACACAGACAGACCUAAACUCGUGUCCAGCCACAGUAUAGACCGACAUUCCUCGCUUAGAUUAAGUCCCACCGACGGUGCCAGCAGACGUCCUUCUCAGUGGCUCAGUCCUGACGACAGUUUAGACAGAAACAAGCUGAGUCCCUCAUACGUUCCAGAUUGUUCGUUCCAGAGGAGACCAGCAUCCUUCCACAAUGCGAGCAGACAGUUACGGAGACAGGAGGCCGUGCGCUGUGACUCUUUGGAUCAGAGUGGUUCAGCUGACGAUCUGGCAGAGUCCAACCUCACAGUGGCCGCCGCUUCUUCCACACCACCACGCCAGCGAUCAUCCAGUGUACACACACUGAAAUAUACACACCCCCAGAGGGUCAUCUCAUGCAGGAGCCACAGCCGGAGCCCCAGUGAAACCGCUGGGCAAGAACACGUACCUGAGGAGGCCAUCUGCGCAUCGCAGCCAGAAACAGAUGUCGAGAAGAGGCCUGUCAGCCCGCAGAGGCUUUCCGGUCUGAAGGUCCACAGCGGAGAAUCCAUCUUAUCAGCACCGCUUUGUAGUUCCAGAGCGGCCAACCCGGGGGGCCCCCAGUUGGAUGACGCCGACGAGGAAGUCAGUCGUAUUAACAGUUCUGUGGAGUCACACUCACACACACAGCUCCCUCCCAGCUCCUCACACAAAAGCAGACACCUUACCCCGAGCCCCGUGGAGCACAGGAGCCGCCUCAGUCAAUCAGUGUCUCCGGUGUCGGGCAGGAACAGGAAGCAGAGGAUGAGCCCGCCGCCAGGAGAGGAGCCGGUUACUAUGGCGACGCAGCUGAUGGACAGCAGCGUUGAGCUGAGAAGGCGGACUCUGUCAUUUGAUGCCACAACCGUCUCUCCUAGUCAACCAGAGGAGAGUUCUGUGGACGACUAA
This is a messenger RNA of Anoplopoma fimbria (sablefish), 6711 nucleotides long. Its product is annotated as voltage-dependent T-type calcium channel subunit alpha-1I-like. Gene Ontology annotation, biological process: calcium ion import; sodium ion transmembrane transport; calcium ion transmembrane transport. NCBI's taxonomy places the organism in Eukaryota, Metazoa, Chordata, Actinopteri, Perciformes, Anoplopomatidae. The record is from RefSeq and is a predicted model, not a curated record. Gene Ontology annotation, molecular function: low voltage-gated calcium channel activity; voltage-gated sodium channel activity. Gene Ontology annotation, cellular component: voltage-gated sodium channel complex; neuron projection; plasma membrane.